Rotaria socialis is the source of this 900-nucleotide messenger RNA. The record is from the annotation of a GenBank genome assembly. NCBI's taxonomy places the organism in Eukaryota, Metazoa, Rotifera, Eurotatoria, Philodinida, Philodinidae.
AUGAGUCAUCAGCUCACACAGGAUGUGUAUCAAAUAGUCGAUGGAACAAAAGUUCCUUACCAUUUCAACGCUGAAACAGUUCGCUCUGCGUUAAAUUAUGAAGCCCAACCAGAUGACAUUUUCAUCGUUUCAUUCCCAAAAUCAGGCACUACUUGGAUUGAAAAUGUUGUUUUCGGCUUGCUCAAUGACGGAAAGGCAUUUGACGAUGACAUGGGAUAUUAUUUGUCGCAAACACCAUACGCUGAGCGAUUCGGUCAAAAUUCUAUCAUGGGAAUGGUACGGCCAGGAUCAAUUAAGAUGCAUGUACCAUUUAACUACAUCCCACAUCACCCAAAAGCGAAAUACGUUUGCAUCAUUCGUAAUCCCAAAGAUGUUUGUGUUUCUUUCUAUCACUUUGUUCGUGAAAUUCCACUAUAUGCGCAUUUCAAUGCAAAAUUUAACACAUUUUUCGAGGAUUUCAUCCAUGGUAACACUCCGUAUGGUGACUAUUUCGAGCAUUUGCGCUCUAUAUGUGAUCAUAAGGAUGAUACUAAUGUUCUAUUGAUUUCCUAUGAGCAGAUGCAAGUAGACUUAACUGGAGUAGUUCUUAAAGUGGCUGAAUUUCUCAAUAUCAACCAAAACAAAGAGGUACUUGAGAAAAUAUUGGAGCACGCUUCGUUCACCUAUAUGAAACAAAAAUUUGAUAAAGCACACAACACUUGUCACGCUCAAAAGUCUGAUAAAUCACAGACAUUUAGUUUUCCUUUGACAUUUGUGCGAACAGGAGUCGCCGGCAAUUGGUCAUCACAGAUGAAUGAUGAACAAGUUCAACUGCUCGAUCAGAAGAUGGCAGAUUUUAUGCGAGAAAUACCAGGAUUAAACGAACUAUUGUGGCCGAAAGCAAAACUGGAAGAACACUAG